Eurytemora carolleeae is the source of this 560-nucleotide messenger RNA. Its product is annotated as protein atonal homolog 7. Gene Ontology annotation, molecular function: protein dimerization activity. Bases 35 to 478 code for a protein of 147 amino acids. The record is from RefSeq and is a predicted model, not a curated record. The transcript has a single exon. NCBI's taxonomy places the organism in Eukaryota, Metazoa, Arthropoda, Copepoda, Calanoida, Temoridae.
ACUGGUCGGACGUGAACUUUCUAAUUUUUUCAACAUGGAGGCAGAACAAUACUUUAACCAAACGUUCCAUCAGAGCUACACCAUGUUCCAGAACUAUAGUUAUGUCCCAGAAUAUCCUCAGGAACAGUAUAUAUGCUCUCCAGGAACCCAGGACUACUGUAUGAGUUCCCCAAGUUCAGGAACAGGAUCAGAGUAUGAGGAACAUGUUGGUUCUAAACCUAUCUCAAGGUGGAAGGAGAAACAGAUGAGACUAAGCCUUGAUACUGUAGUAAAGAGAAGAAGAGCAGCAAACCUAAGAGAAAGAAAAAGAAUGAACGGAUUAAAUGAUGCUUUUGAGAAACUACGUGAGCAUAUUCCUGAUCUAGGAGCAGAGAAGAAACUAUCCAAGAUUGAAACUCUUCAGAUGGCACAAUCUUAUAUUAAAGCUUUAUCUAUUCUACUCCAAGAGGAACAAUCAGGAAAUCCAUCAAUGCAAUAACAUUAUCUGAAAAGAAUACAAGAAAUGUCGGCUGUGAUCAAAUAUCAAAAUAUUGCUAUGUUUGUAUUGAUAUCUUAUAGUA